Molecule: messenger RNA, 1572 nt
Organism: Lolium rigidum
Lineage: Eukaryota; Viridiplantae; Streptophyta; Magnoliopsida; Poales; Poaceae
Exons: 4
Coding region: 1-1389 (462 amino acids)
Source: RefSeq, a predicted model, not a curated record
AUGCCUGCGUGGGAGGUGGUCCGCACGAGCACGCUCUCGAGGCGGUGGCGCCACAUCUGGGCCUCCGCGCCGUGCCUCGACAUCCACUAUCCGUGCGGCUGCGUCGACGGCCCCAACGCCGGCCAGGAUUGGUACGCCCAGUUCGUCAAGCACCUGCUUCUCAAGCGCAGUUUGUUCGAGCCGCUGGACACGCUCCGGCUGCAUUGGAACCACGACGACGCCAACACGUGGAUCGAGCAUGCUCUCAGACAUCCUGCAUCUCAGCCACUUGGAAAUGAACAACAACCCCUCUCGCAGCUCUGUUCUAGGUGCACCUCUUUGGAGGAACUAGAGCUCAAGAACGUCUACAUAUAUGCCUCGCACAUUCGAUCAACCUCACUCAAGCGUUUGACUAUGGUCAGAUGCGUCAACCGUUGCGGCCUCUCUGUUGAUGCUCCGUACCUUGUUUUGCUGCGCUGCAUCAGACCUCACAAUUUUGUUCCUCGGAUCGUGGACUCGUCGUACCUGUUGACAGCCACUAUCAUGCUUGACGACACUUGCUUGACGUCUCGUGUUGUCCCUUGCCACAGCUGUGCGAAUGAUGAGGACCCUGUGCACGGUGAAUCUCAGUCUGCAUCUGAUGAUAGUAGGCCUGAAGGUUCUGAUUCCGAGGACCCUGGGCACAGUGAAUCUCAAUCUGCAUCUGAUGAUAGUAGGCCUGAAGGUUCUGAUGCUGAGGACCUUGGACACAGUGAAUCUCAAUCUGCAUCUGAUGAUAGUAGGCCUGAAGGUUCUGAUGCUGAGGACCUUGGGCACAGUGAAUCUCAACCUGAACCUGAUGAUAAUAGGUCUGCAGAUGCUGACGACCUUCGGGACACUGAAUCUCAAUCUGAACCUGCUGAUGAUAGCUCUGCCGUAUCAGGUGCUGAGCACCCGGACAACAAUGACGAUGACGCUGAGAUUGCAGAUGUGUAUUCAAGUGAGGAUGACUGCUACGGAACUCCAACUCGUGGUGGCCAUGGUAUUCUUCGCAGCCUCUCCAAUGUGAUAACAUUGAACUUGAGAGCACACUAUGGGCAGCUUCUGCUAUUCAAUGAAAUUAAGAACUGCCCUGAGUUCAGAAACCUGAGGACUCUAUCGCUUGGUGAAUGGUGCACAGAUCCCGGCUUUGAUUCAUUGUCAACCAUGCUGGGGAAAUCGCCCAACUUAGAGAACCUUUUUAUUCACCUCCUGGCCUACAGCAAUCCAAGAGAAAGAUCAUUUACUUGCAACAACCUGAGGGUGAAGAUCUCAUAUUCAAUGAGCGAUGGCAGACUGGCCCAUCAGUUGGAAACCUUCUUAUGCGCCAAUUAUGGUUCAAGGGAGAAGCACAAGGUGCAGGACGAAGCUGCCAAUAGUCCAGCGAAGUAAGGUGUGGCUUGCAUAGUGCAUACUGCUUCUAAAUGAGGACCAGCUUGUUGCUGUCCUACCAUGUCAGUAAGUGUUUUUUUUUCGAAACGAGGCAACCGUGUCGGUAAGUGUGACCUUGGGGUAAAUUGCAGCCGGGACGCCAUUGAUCAGAUGGCAGACACAGUAAAUGGCAGAUUUUUGUCA